CUGAUUUGCCAUAAUUUGCCCAUGUUCAUCGCUACGGAUCCCUCGGAUACGUCCCACAGCUCGCAGUGUGGAGCGAAGUGUGGGUCGACCUGGUCUUGCCAUGUCGCCUGAUGCGCUUGAUGAUGUUGGAGUCCUGGACUCCUGCGAUCCAAUCCCUCUGCGACGUGGUCUGGAUCCGCGGCGCGGCCUUGCGGAGGGCCUGCUACGCCCUGCUCAGCGUAUGGUACAUGUUCACCGUGUGCCUCUACGUCCUUGAGAAGGAUUCCGGGGGAGAAGUUGGUGAGCGCUUUGAAAACGUCUUGGUGGGUUUGCCCCAUGGCUUGAUUCACCUCACCGGAGAUUAUCCCUGCACGGAUUACCGCAGCAUCUCUAUGCCUUUUCACGUGGUGUUCUUGAUUCUCGGCAUGUGCUGCACCGGCACCUUUACUGGCAUCUUUGCGGGUGGCUUUGUGGAGUACCUGGGCGCGGAGCGGGCGCUGGAACGGCAGCAGGCCAAGGAUGAGCGGCUGCGCGUCAUGGCCAUGGCGGUGAGUCUGUUGCAGCGUCGCUUCCGGCUGCGGCGACAGCGUGCGCUGCCGCCGCAGGGGCCGCGCUACAGCCAGUUGAGCAUGAAGAAGGCAGCACGCCGGCUGUUGCAGUGCCAGACCUCCGUGGGCCGCGUCUUCAUGACGUUAGCCCAAGCGGCGCUGUUGGUCAACAUCUUGAACACCAUGUUGGAAUCCAUCCCCGAAGUGGAAGCCAGUGGAUCCGAGGUGCGCUUCGUGUUGACGCUGGUGGAAAUUAUUACGGGCACCAUCUUCUGCAUCGAGUUCAUCCUGCACCUGGUGGCCAAGCCCAUGGGUAUUUUCACCACUCCAAUGCGCAUCGUGGAUUUUGUGUGCCUUUUCCCCACCUUUUUACGGAUUCGCUUCCAAUGUCAGAGUGUGGCGAAACAGGAGAGUUUGCCAGGUUUCGAGGCCUUCAUCGAAUGCGUCGCUGCCUGCCGAAUCGUCCGCGUGUUGGAUUGGCCACAGAUUCGCCGGGAAGUGCUGGCGGUGAAGCAGACGCUGAAAGCGGCCCUGCCGUCGCUGGCGAUGCCCGCGGUGAUCUCACUGCAGCUCUGGGUGCUCACCGCAGGCAUUUUCGUGUGGCUGGAGAACUUCUACGCAGUGGAGGGAGAGCCCUCCGAUAAGGAACAGAUGGGAUCCAUUCCGGAUGCCCUGUACUGGUGCAGCAUCUAUCUCCUGGGUGAAUGGGCCAAUGACGAGUUUACAGAUGGCGCUGGUAGCCGUUUGUGCAUUUUCUACUGCCUCUGCGGGGUGGCUUUGUUCUCCAUCCCGGUGGGUAUCAUGGUGGAAGCCGGCCGCGCCACCUUGGAGAAAGUGGCGGACGAACGGAAGGAGUUGGCGGAGCUGAAAGCCGCGGCGACGUCACGACCCAAGGCGAAGGCGAUGUGAGCGCAGCAAUCUGUCGUUAAGUCCUUGAAAAGUGUGGCGCGUCCUG
Molecule: messenger RNA, 1482 nt
Organism: Cladocopium goreaui
Lineage: Eukaryota; Dinophyceae; Suessiales; Symbiodiniaceae
Source: the annotation of a GenBank genome assembly